Molecule: messenger RNA, 852 nt
Organism: Komagataella phaffii GS115
Lineage: Eukaryota; Fungi; Ascomycota; Pichiomycetes; Pichiales; Pichiaceae
Product: Beta subunit of the translation initiation factor eIF2
Exons: 1
Coding region: 1-852 (283 amino acids)
Biological process (GO): formation of translation preinitiation complex; translational initiation; formation of cytoplasmic translation initiation complex
Cellular component (GO): eukaryotic translation initiation factor 2 complex
Molecular function (GO): translation initiation factor activity; translation initiation factor binding; mRNA binding
Source: RefSeq, a predicted model, not a curated record
AUGUCCGAAGAGAUAACAAAAACAGAGGCAUUGGGGUUUGAUCCCACAUUGAAGAAGAAGAAGAAGAAGGCUAAGAGUGCUGAUCCUGAAGUUUUAGAGCAAUCCGUUGACACCAAAGAAGGGGACGAUGAUCUUUUUUCCGGAUUGAAAAAGAAAAAGAAGAAGGCUACCGCAGCCACUGGGGAGGAAAAGGAAGUAGAGAAAGACCUCGCCGAUGUAAUGGGCGAGCUGAAACUCAAGAAAAAGAAGAAGAAGGCUGCCGCCCCUGUAAGCGAGGACUUUGAUAAAUUGUUGGAGAAGGCCGGUGUUCUUGAGGAUGACAAAGAUGUCACCAAAGAGUCUACUCCAGAGGUAGAGACUACUACCGAUUUGGGACCAAAGUAUGAGGACAUGUUAUCUAGAUUUUUCAAAGUCCUGAAACAAAAUAACCCAGAACUGGCUGGAGAGAGAUCUGGUCCUAAAUUUCGUAUUCCACCUCCAGUGGUUCAAAGAGAAGGUACCAAGAGAACUCUUUUUGCUAACGUUCAAGAAAUCGCCACUGUAUUACAAAGGUCACCAGAGCAUUUGAUUCAAUAUUUAUUUGCUGAAUUGGGUACAUCGGGAUCUAUUGAUGGUCAGAAAAGGUUGAUCAUUAAAGGUAGAUUCCAACCUAAACAGAUCGAGAACGUUUUAAGACGUUACAUCAUUGAAUAUGUGACAUGUAAGACCUGUAAGUCUAUGAACACCGAACUGAAGAGAGAGAGCGCCAACAGAUUGCAUUUCAUUGUCUGUAAGGCCUGUGGUUCUACUAAGUCUGUGUCCUCUAUCAAGACAGGUUUCCAAGCCCAUGUUGGUAGAAGAAGGAAGAUGUGA